Messenger RNA from Tribolium castaneum (red flour beetle), 931 nucleotides. It is a transcript of the gene Elp5, whose product is annotated as Elongator complex protein 5. The record is from RefSeq and is a predicted model, not a curated record. The coding region runs from base 82 to 879 and encodes 265 amino acids. Lineage: Eukaryota; Metazoa; Arthropoda; Insecta; Coleoptera; Tenebrionidae. The transcript is spliced from 4 exons. Gene Ontology annotation, biological process: tRNA wobble uridine modification. Gene Ontology annotation, molecular function: tRNA binding. Gene Ontology annotation, cellular component: nucleus; cytosol; elongator holoenzyme complex.
CAAAAAAAUGUUUUUUUGAGUUGUGGCACUGUUGCCAACCACGCCCCCUAACCACAUUUUUUGUGAUUGCAGCAUUUACAAAUGUUGUCCACUUAUUUAAACACCUUGCCGUUGCCCAAAUUCGUCCUAAUUGAAGAUUCAGUGGCGGCAAAAGGGGGCGAUUUUUUCGAACACCAGCUCAGAAGUCACGCCAAUAGGAGUGACUACGCCACUCAUUUGCUCAUUUUUGAGAGUUAUUUCACUAGUUUGAAAAACAGACACAGUUCUUGCACUUGUCAUGACUUUACCAGUGAUUCCCUCAACUGGUUUAAAAAAAGUGCAGAUUUGACGAGUCUUACAAGUUUGAAUGAGAAUUGUGUGAUUUUUGUUGAUUCCCUGGCUCAUGUUUUGUACCGUUUUGGGGCCGCUGAGACGUACAAAUUAUUCACACAAUUGAAAAAUAAAAAAAAUGUACAACAAGUUGUUACAGUUUUACACACCGAUUUACUGGAAAAUAAAGAUAAAAUUGUUAAAUAUUUUCGCCACUUAGCAACGCUUUAUAUAGAAUUGGACACAAAACGCUUAUCGUAUUUGUAUAAAAAGAGUCAUAGGAAAGUUAUAAAACAAAUCGAGAAUUAUCACUUUGAUAAUAAGAGAUUAAUCACCGAAACGAUCAAAAAACCAGACAAGGAAAUAAUCGCAGAGACUUUAAAUCGCCUUCCGGAGAACUUGUCCACUUUUAGGAUAGGUUUGACUGAGAAGGAGAAAGAAUCAAGGGAUGGUUUAGUUCUACCAUUUUUACCCAAGGAAAGUGAAAGUUCGGGUGGAAAAAUACACUAUUCCUUGGAUGAGAUUGACGAUUGGGACGAAGAAGAUCCAGACGAUGAUCUCGACAUUUAGUUACAUUUGUUUGGAUUUAUAUUGUUAUUAAUAAAAAGUUUUUUUACGAUUA